AUGGAUGAACGAAAGAGUAGUAGUAAUGGAGGAAGAGAAGUUGUUAUCAAUGUUUCAGGUGAGGUAGCUUCAAAUGUUCCCUCAAAGAUGGCUUCACCAGAGUCUGAGAGAGCAGUGCCCAUCAACAGCAGCAAUUCUCCUGAAAUCUCUAAGCUUGUUGGUAGUCCUAACAAGCCUCCUAGAUCUCCAAAUCCCAGCAAUCCGGGUCUAACUCAGAGGAAAUCUUUUGCGAGGUCGGUUUACUCCAAACCCAAGUCCCGGUUCGUGGAUCCAUCUUGUCCUGUAGACGCAAGCAUCCUAGAGGAGGAGGUUAGGGAGCAGCUUGGUGCUGGCUUCUCUUUCAACAGAGGCUCACCGAACAACAAAUCGACGAGGAGUGUCGGUUCAACAACACCACUAACUCCAAGUAAAGCUGUUGCUGAGGUGGAGAAAGAUGAAGAUGAAGAGAUCUACAAAAAGGUCAAGCUGAGCAAGGAGAUGCGGAGAAAGAUAAGUCCUUUGACAUUGAUAGAGAUAGCUUUCUUUGUGGCGGUUUUGAGUUCUUUGAUUGCUAGUUUAACCAUUGAUGCCCUGAAAAAAUAUUACAUUUGGGGGCUUGAAGUGUGGAAAUGGUGUGUGCUUGUGAUGGUUAUCUUCAGCGGGAUGUUGGUGGCGAACUGGUUCAUGCGUUUGGUUGUGUUCCUGAUUGAAACAAACUUUCUUCUGAGGAGGAAAGUGCUCUACUUUGUGCACGGAUUGAAGAAGAGCGUCCAAGUCUUCAUAUGGCUCAGCUUGAUUCUUGUCGCUUGGGUGUUUCUCUUCAACCACGACGUGAAACGAUCCAAAGCAGCUACGAAGAUCCUCAACGCUAUAACAAGGUCUCUGAUCUCCCUCCUCACCGGAUCAUUCCUCUGGCUGGUGAAAACACUCUUGCUAAAGAUCCUUGCAGCGAACUUCAACGUGGUGAACUUUUUCGAUAGGAUUCAAGAUUCUGUUUUCCACCAAUAUGUUCUGCAGACGCUCUCAGGUCCUCCGCUUAUCGAAGAGGCGGAGAGGGUUGGGCGUGAGCCAAGAACAGGACAGCUGAGUUUCGCUACCGUGGUGAAGAAAGGAACGGUGAAGGAGAAGAAAGUGAUUGAUAUGGGGAAAGUUCACAAGAUGAAGCGUGAGAAAGUGUCCGCUUGGACAAUGCGGGUUUUGGUGGAAGCGGUUAGGACUUCAGGGCUCUCUACGAUCUCUGACACGUUGGAUGAGACAGCACUCGGUGAGGGGAAAGAGCAAGCUGAUAGAGGAGAGAUUACUAGUGAGAUGGAGGCUUUGGCUGCUGCUUACCAUGUCUUUAGAAACGUUGCUCAGCCUUGCUUUGGAUACAUAGAGGAAGAGGACUUGCUUAGGUUCAUGAUUAAGGAAGAGGUUGAUCUUGUGUUCCCUUUGUUUGACGGUGCUGCUGAGACCGGCAAAAUCACAAGAAAAGCUUUUACAGAAUGGGUGGUUAAGGUGUACACGAGCCGGAAAGCCUUAGCUCAUUCGUUGAACGACACGAAAACAGCGGUGAAGCAGUUGAACAAACUUGUGACAGCGAUCUUGAUCGUGAUUACUGUUGUCAUUUGGCUGCUGCUUCUAGAGAUAGCAACGACUAAAGUUUUGCUUUUCUUCUCCACCCAACUGGUUGCUCUGGCUUUCAUAAUCGGAAGCACUUGCAAAAGUCUCUUUGAAUCCAUCGUCUUUGUCUUCGUUAUGCAUCCUUAUGACGUCGGUGAUCGCUGUGUUGUCGACGGUGUCCCGAUGCUUGUUGAGGAGAUGAAUCUGUUAACAACAGUGUUCUUGAAGCUUGACAACGAGAAAGUGUACUAUCCAAACGCGGUUUUGGCCACCAAACCGAUAAGCAACUACUUCAGAAGUCCAGAUAUGGGAGAAACAGUUGAGUUCUCAAUCUCAUUUUCGACACCAGUCUCCAAAAUCGCUCAUCUCAAAGAAAGAAUCGCCGAGUACUUGGAGUUGAAUCCGCAGCAUUGGUCACCGAUACACAGUGUGGUGUUGAAGGAGAUAGAGAACAUGAACAAGCUGAAGAUGGCUCUGUACACCAACCACACCCUCACGUUUCAGGAGUACAGAGAGAGGAAUCUGCGAAGAACCGAACAGUAUAUGGCGGUUAAGAAAAUGUUGGAGGAGCUUCACAUCGAGUACACUCUCCUUCCUCAACAUGUUAGUCUCACCAAGGUGGAGAAAAAUUGA
Molecule: messenger RNA, 2214 nt
Organism: Microthlaspi erraticum
Lineage: Eukaryota; Viridiplantae; Streptophyta; Magnoliopsida; Brassicales; Brassicaceae
Source: the annotation of a GenBank genome assembly